UCGUGAUUGACAUCCGAAAACUUCACAAAAGUAACAAUGUGGAUUUGAGCCUUAUUUUUCGAUAUUUUUUCUCAUGCUCAGCUUCGAAGAUUUUUAUUCAAGAGAAAAAAUUGAUAUAAUGAGUAUUUCCUAUUACCUUAUUCAAAUGUUUUCCUGUGUGAAUAGUUCUAUGAAAUGUAUAGCCAUAUCAUUCUUCUGAAAUAGUGGAAUUUUAUUUUUGCAUUGUAAUGUUGAUCUAAUAUUUGAGAAUAUGCGAAAAGAUACGAUGUCAACGAAUCAGAAACAAAAUCUAUAAAUUAGACCAUCGACAUCAGGAUCUCUUUUUCUUCAUUUUUUCGUUGAGUUUUGCUAAAGUAUGAAUUAAAUUAUAGGUAUUGUGGUUUGAAAAAUUGCAAAAGCAAUGAACUACAGACGUUGCUAGCCUUAAAUAAGGAUUACAGCUGGUUUGUUUCUAAAGAUCGUAGAAUUUCAAAUCAAAAGAAAAACUGCAACGUAAGUGCAUAUGUUAGCAAAUUAAUGUUGUUCAUAAGGUAUAUAAACGAUGUUUUCACAAAAUUUUCACAACAACAUGAAUGAUGGAUCUAAAACUGUUCACUUGUCUUCAAUAAUUUUCUUAUUUUUAUUCUUUAAUCGAAUAAAAAAAUGGGUUAGACCUCUAAAAUAUAGAUGAGUGCACUUGCUCUUAUGUUUGAUUAUGUCGAGAUAAGCUACAUAUAAUUUUUCACAUUCACUGGCAGCAGAGUCAGCGUAACUCAUGUUGCUGAUAGCAAUUGUGAAUGUACAAAGUGUAUGUAACUUAUCUUGACCGUUUGAUUGUGAUUCACUUUAACUUGAGUGGAUUGUGUCGUACUAAUUUUGCGAUUGGUCGAGGGCUAACCAAAAGACGAAGUAAACGAGGUAAACAAUGAUUAUUUGAUAUUUUCUAAUAUUAAUAAAAUGCUGUAUUGAAAAAAAACUGAUUUCUGUAUAUACACAAGAUCGUUAAUCAUGCUACAAUCUUGUUUAUAAUUUUUCGUUUAGAGAAUAUUUUUUAGGAUUUUUGAUAAAACUUUAGGUUUCGGAAGGAAAUCAAUAUUGCUUAUAUUUACAUCGUAUUGAGUAAAGGCUUCGAUCAAGAACAACUUUUAUUUUUACUGUUAGUGUAAGAGAAACUCAGCUACAUAUUGACCAUUUAGGCGUGCUUUUAAUAUUUGUUUUAAAUUUCAUUUAACAAAAGACUUUGGGACGUCUAGUUUAUUACGGAAUUCGAUACUGUUAUUAAAUAUGAAUAUAAAGACGCCUUAAUACUAGAAGACAUAGAAUAGUUCGAAUACUUUUUUAUAGAUGAAUUUUACUAGUCCACUCACGUGGAAAAUAAACGACGUUUCAACCUGGUUAAAGACUUUUAUUCCAAAUGAAGAGAUCAUUACACAAUUUCAAAGUGAGUCAAAUAAAGUUAAAAAGCAAUCUUUUUUUUUAUUAACUUAUAAUUGUUUUCCAAAAUUCUAUUUAUUUAUCUAUUUCUUGAAUUGUAACUUAAAAGGUUCCCCCAACUACUGUGUUUCCGAAAAGAUUGAUUUCCAAGAGAUUAAAUAGUAGCUUUGAUUUUGUGGUUUACAAUAUUAGACUGCAGAAAAUUUUAUAUGAUAUUCAUAAAAACAUUUCUUUCUUUAUUACGAGAUUGAAUAAUUAAGUGGUCUAGUCAUGUCCUCUAAAACCUUUUUAUGCAAACUUUGCAACACCAAUCGAUCGUUUAACAAGUUUCAUGAUUAUUUUCGUCAUAUUACCUUGUAUCAUGCUGAUGAACCUAAUUUUCAAUUAACAUGUGAUUUAUCAAAUUCUUGUGGUGUAACGUAUAAAAAAUUUACGUCAUAUAAAAUGCACAUCCAUCGACAUCAUCAUUUCUUACUUAAUUCAUCAUUUAAUCAACAAGAAAAUAAUGACUUAGAUGAUAUUGAUCAAUUAUCAAUCUAACAACCUGAUACAACAUCUGUAGAUCCAGUUAUAGUUGAUAAUACCGAUGAAAAUAUAAUAUAUGCCAAUAUUAAUAAUGAUGAUUUUGCUAAUCAAUGGAAUAUUUCAUCAACAAACAUUCUUCGUGAAGACAAGCAAAUUAACCUUAUUGCAGUUCAACAAUUAUACACACGCUUCUUACUUGAGAUGAGAGAACAGCAUAUAUUACUACAGACUAUAAUUCAAUCAAUUACAACAUAUAUAGUAAAUUUACUUGAUAUCAUAGUGAAUCUCGUUGAAGAACAAGCAAAAAAAAAGAAUACCAGUCAACAAUCAUCAACAGCAGUAAAUGUUUCAGUUAAUGAUAUAUGUACGACUAUCAAAGAUAUUGAACAAGCUAUUGUUUUUUCAACACGAAACGAAUACCAAUUUUUACAAUCAUGUAAAAAUUUUUUUAACUAUACGCCACCUAUAGAAAAUCUUCUAUCAUCAAAUCAAAUGAAAAAAGAAUACUCUUAUCAUAUUUCUAUAAAACAAUCAUUAAAAAAAAUUUUAGAAAAAGGUGAAAUGUUACCAUUUUUAAUAGAAAACAUUCGUGAUCAAAUUAAUGCAACUCAGUGUGAUCCGGAUUUGAUUUUUUCAUUUCGAGAUUGCAUUAAAGAUAAAAAAUCCAUAAGCAAUCAUUCUUAA
Rotaria sordida is the source of this 2622-nucleotide messenger RNA. The record is from the annotation of a GenBank genome assembly. NCBI's taxonomy places the organism in Eukaryota, Metazoa, Rotifera, Eurotatoria, Philodinida, Philodinidae.